Plasmopara halstedii is the source of this 582-nucleotide messenger RNA. RefSeq lists its product as uncharacterized. The transcript has a single exon. The record is from RefSeq and is a predicted model, not a curated record. The coding region runs from base 1 to 582 and encodes 193 amino acids. NCBI's taxonomy places the organism in Eukaryota, Oomycota, Peronosporomycetes, Peronosporales, Peronosporaceae.
AUGGACUACAUCGCCAUAUCUAAGGAAGACGAGGCUGCGAAGGCUCUUGCUGACCGAAUUCAAGGCUCAUUGCUUACACGCAAACAGAACUUAAACGUAUUUAAGGGCUUAAAACUCCGUGGUGAGGGGGCAGAAGGUGAUGUUCCUGUUGUUCGGAUCAGUAGCGACAAGGAAAAACCACAUGUGCAAGAGUUGUCGUAUAAACAGGAGGAGCUAAAUGAGCCGCACAAUGAUUUGAGACCUGCCUCUAAGGAGGAGACAGAAGUUUACAAGUUGUUUAUAAGCGAUAACGUUGACAAGGUAACGAAAGAUCUCUUUACUAGCGAUGCGUUUCGUAGUUGGUCGAAACAUGUUGCCGACGCCUUUCCAGAUGAUCGAAAAUUGGGGGCUGACCUUAUGGUGUCGGCACUGGCAAAACACCGCAUGGACAAACUGGAGGACUUCAUUCCGACUACUGAAGCUGUCGACGGCAAAUUAGCUUUUGCAAACAUUUCGAAAAAGCGCUAUUCGAGUACGUCGCCACUGCUAAGGAUAUUGAGGAUUCAUAGGCUUCUGCCGUUGCUUUUGAAGGCUCACACUUAG